AUGGACCACAAGCGCAAUGCUCGCAAGGCCAUCUCGGUGCUACUGCCCCUCACGGGUAUAGCAGCGGGAGCUAUGCGGCUGAACAGCGCCACGAUUUUCACACUCAACAUGUUGGCUCUGAUCCCAUUGGGGCCAUGGAUCAGUCGUUCCGUCGAUGCGUUAUCUGUGGGUGGGCAACGGGCCACGAGCGAACUACUCAAAUCAUCACUCGGCAAUUCAGUCGAAUUAAUGGUCGGAAUCAACGCAAUUACCCAGAAACGGCCCCAUGUCUCCCAGUCUGUCAUCCUCGGCAGUGUUCUCAGCAACCUACUACUGGUCCUCGGCAGCACACUGUUCAUAUCAGGCUAUGACAAAAAGCGUCUUCGCUUCGACCGAACAUUAACAACAGUCCUCUCCUCCCUAAUGACAGUCGUCUUUAUCCUGCUAGCAAUCCCAACAAUAAUGGACGUCUUCCCCUCAGCAACAAGCACACCAAUGAGCCAAAUCCUCUUGACGCAACGCAUAACAGCAGUGAUCUUAAUCACCCUCUUGAUGACAUUCCUCCUCUUCCGACUGAGAACGCACGCAGCAAUGUUCGCCAGCACGCCAUUCGCCCAGACCGAUUCCAAUGCCAAUACAGCACGGAGCAGACACCAACACCGACAAAGCCAGAUCAUCGAAGCACAACUGCCCCGUCCAUAUUUAAGGAAGGAUAUUGCUGCUUUGAUCCUUGCUGCUGCGUCCGGGGGUACAUUCGGGUGCACAUAUUACAUCGUGGACAGUCUGUCUGGGCUAGCCAGGAUGACGGGGUCGAAUGAGUCGUUCCUGGCUGUGACUAUUGUUCCUAUUUUGGGGAACUUCGUUAAAUAUCACUCAAUUGUGACUGGCUCCAGGUCUUACAGUCAGGUUGAGUUGGGGAUUCGGGCGAUUAUCAAUUCCGUGUUGAGAGUUACGAUGCUUAUUGCGCCGCUUUUGGUGCUUGUGGGUUGGAUUUUUGAUCGGCCGCUUAUUUUGCGGUUUGAUGGGUUUGAGGCUACGACCCUUUUGCUUAGUGUUGUUGUUAUGACUUAUCUUAUCUCGGAUGGGAGGAGUAAUUACUUUGAGGGGUUGAUGUUGAUUGGGACGUAUGCUAUCAUUGCGUUUUCGUUUUAUGUUAGGCCCGAGGUGCCAGCGAAUGUUAUCUUUUUGGGCUCUUAG
This is a messenger RNA of Penicillium antarcticum, 1176 nucleotides long. RefSeq lists its product as uncharacterized. Lineage: Eukaryota; Fungi; Ascomycota; Eurotiomycetes; Eurotiales; Aspergillaceae. The record is from RefSeq and is a predicted model, not a curated record. Gene Ontology annotation, molecular function: calcium:proton antiporter activity. The transcript has 4 exons. Gene Ontology annotation, biological process: intracellular calcium ion homeostasis; calcium ion transmembrane transport. The coding region runs from base 1 to 1176 and encodes 391 amino acids. Gene Ontology annotation, cellular component: fungal-type vacuole membrane.